GUAUGAUGACAUCACUGACAGAUUUCAAAUUGCGAUUGUCCAACGCAAAAUCUUACAAGUGAAUGGUACAUGUUGAAAAUACCGAAAGAUGGAUGAUGAUUCACAGUUCGUGGUCGAGGAGGUGAGCAAAAUCGUCAAGGACAUAAUAGAACAAACCCUGUGCGGAGCCUGCUAUCAGCAAGACAAAGUGAACCAAUGGAGUGCUACAAUAUCUGAACAAAGUUUAGGCUCAUUGAGUAAGCUGAAAAAAUCGUUCAAGUAUGUCGUGACCUGUUCCAUCAUGCAGAAGACUGGCGCAGGCCUUCAUACUGCUAGUUCUUGCUACUGGGAUUGUGCUACUGAUGGAACAUGUACUGUUCGGUGGGAGAACAAAUCCAUGUAUUGUAUUGUCUCUGUAUUCGGACUGGCUAUCUAAAUUGAUUAUUUUACUCAUUAUAUAUUAUUCUUUUAUUUAACAUUUCAACUUUGAAUGUAAAGUGUCUACAUCUACACGUGUAUUUUUAUAAAUUUUGAUCAAUUUCG
This is a messenger RNA of Harmonia axyridis, 522 nucleotides long. Its product is annotated as dynein light chain Tctex-type 1-like. NCBI's taxonomy places the organism in Eukaryota, Metazoa, Arthropoda, Insecta, Coleoptera, Coccinellidae. Gene Ontology annotation, molecular function: dynein intermediate chain binding. Gene Ontology annotation, cellular component: cytoplasmic dynein complex; cytoplasm. Gene Ontology annotation, biological process: microtubule-based movement. The record is from RefSeq and is a predicted model, not a curated record. The transcript has a single exon. Bases 89 to 415 code for a protein of 108 amino acids.